AACCCAAGCGCCAGGUUCUCUCAAAGCUCCACGCGAAACUGGCGUGCCACACUCGAGCUCAGUGACUAAAACGAUAUAAAGAUGUAUAGGUUCAAUCGAUCCACCAUGAUGCAGCCCAUGAUCAACUAUGGCAUGGGAAUGGCUCCUUUCUUCAAGGUGACUGUGUUUGAGCAGGAACACUUCCAGGGAAAAUGUCAGGAGUUCACCUCAGAAUGCUGCAACAUCCAGGAGUGUGGCUUUGACAACAUCCGUUCUAUUCGCGUUGAGAGUGGCUCCUGGGUGGGUUAUGAGCACCACGACUUCCAGGGACAGCAGUUCAUCCUGGAGAGAGGAGAAUAUCCUCACUGGGAUGCCUACAGUGGAAACCUGUCAUACCACGUGGAGAGACUCAUGUCUUUUAGACCUGUCUACUGUGCUUCUCACCAGAGCAGUCGCAUGACCAUUUUCGAGAGGGAGAACUUCCUGGGCCGCUGUGUGGAGCUGUGUGACGACUACCCCUCUCUGCAGGCCAUGGGAUGGUGUGGUCCUGAAGUGGGCUCCAUGCAUGUGCAAUGCGGCGCUUUUGUGUGUUACGAGUUCCCAGGAUACAGGGGAAGGCAGUACAUCAUGGAGUGUGAGAGGCACAGCGGAGACUUUCAGCACUGGAGAAACUGGGGUUCCCACAGCCAGACCCCUCAGAUCCAGUCCAUCCGCAGAAUCCAGCACUAAGAGCUCAGGCUCACCGGGGGACACUUCACCGAUCACCCUGCCGCCUGACAAACACACUUUACACAUACACACGCUCACACUGUUUUUCCUAACGAGUGUCUUUUUAUUGCUAGGAACACACACAUCUACGCGGCACACAUACCAUCAUGUUUUACACAAGGGUGCCAAUCACAUUUCUGACUAUGACUAAUGUCAGGUG
Molecule: messenger RNA, 907 nt
Organism: Sinocyclocheilus anshuiensis
Lineage: Eukaryota; Metazoa; Chordata; Actinopteri; Cypriniformes; Cyprinidae
Product: beta-crystallin A1-like
Exons: 6
Coding region: 82-708 (208 amino acids)
Biological process (GO): visual perception; lens development in camera-type eye
Molecular function (GO): structural constituent of eye lens
Source: RefSeq, a predicted model, not a curated record